Molecule: messenger RNA, 2032 nt
Organism: Coregonus clupeaformis (lake whitefish)
Lineage: Eukaryota; Metazoa; Chordata; Actinopteri; Salmoniformes; Salmonidae
Product: suppressor of cytokine signaling 1
Exons: 3
Coding region: 425-1204 (259 amino acids)
Biological process (GO): phosphatidylinositol phosphate biosynthetic process; intracellular signal transduction
Cellular component (GO): phosphatidylinositol 3-kinase complex
Molecular function (GO): 1-phosphatidylinositol-3-kinase regulator activity
Source: RefSeq, a predicted model, not a curated record
CUUAGAAACGGCUGUUUAAAACGAAAGUGGAAGCGAGGUUUUACUGGAAUCGCUAGUAGGUGGAGCUGGGUAGGUAUCGGCUCCGGUCUGAACGUUUAUUUAGCUCCUUAUCAAACACCAGCCGACAGAUGAUCGAACCAACACGGAGAGAGAGAGGGAGAGGGCGUGAAAAAAAUGUGGAUAUACUUUAACCGAAUCACCAAUUCUAUACAAAUCGGAUGACCGACCGCGCCUUCUCUUGACUAUUCUGGAAGUGUAUUUGGUGAUCACGAACCAGGAGGAAUACCCGCUGGGAUUCUGGCUAAAAACGGAUUCAGUUAAGGAAAAGUGCCUCAGAAAAAAUUGCAUUGCACUCGUUUUGCAAAACGGAUGCCAGGGUACUGUGUAGCGAUGGGAGAGGGUUGGGACCGCUCUCCCCUGUAGGAUGGUCGCUCAUAGCACUUUGGAAGAACAAGACACAACAACAACAACAACAACAACAACACCUUCAUCAUCACCACCAUCACCUCCUAGAUCCAGGGACACCUCCACCCUCCUCUCGACUCCGCACUCCGACCACCACGCAACCUCACCACCAUCAUCAUCCUCAUCAUCAUCAUCAUCAGUCCACCACUCCUCCCAGUCACACCGUCAGCAGCCGUCCAACCAGUGUGUGGCAACCCCUAUCCCAUUACCAGACCAGUUAGACCACCAGCCCCUCCCCACCCGGGUCCCAGUCUCCACCCACUUUCCUCUGUUCCGCUGCCAGGGAGACUUCCUGUUAAUCACCCGGACGGCCUCCAUGUUGGAGCGCUCCGGCUUCUACUGGGGCCCCCUAGGAGUGGUGGAGGCUCACAGCCGACUGAAGGACGUUGCCACGGGAACAUUCUUGAUCCGGGACAGUCGCAAGAAGGACGUCUUCUUCACGUUGUCCUACCGCGCGGCCAGCGGCCCCGUCAGCGUACGAAUCAUCUUAAAGGAACAGCACUUCAGCCUGGAAGGAAGUGAGCACUCCUUCCCCUGCCUCUUCGUCCUGCUGGAACAUUACAUCAAUUCCUCGAAGAAAAGCCUGAGCGUUCCGUACAGGAAACAGCGCCCCACGCUCCAGGACCUGUGCAGGAAACGGGUCGUGGAGUCGUGCGGCGGCGAGGUGGAGCGGGUCGAGAGGGUCCCCGUCAACCAAGUCCUGAAAGACUUCCUGUUAGAGUUCCCAUACAGGAUAUGAUGUCACAGGGGACGCCGUUGAGGCGGGACUUGGCUAACGGAGUUUCAGGACUAAAAACGACUUGCAUCGGGUUGGUACUGAAGGGUUUUGGGUUGGUUGCGUUGGAACUAGAGACCGGGUCGUGGUUAGAAACACGGUCCUAUUCUCUACACAGUGCACUACGUUUGGUCAGGGUCAGAGGUCAUAGUGAGCCAUGUCACAGUUGGUCUCGGUUGGGUUUAUCCGGUCGGUCCCUGGAGGAUUUUAAGGACCGUACGUGGACCACAACGACUGGUUAUGGAGUGGCUGCAUUAAAGAACCACUGGGGCGGUUGCGUUACGGUCCAGGCCGCUGACCGUGCGAGGUGGACAGUAUGGCGGAGGUUAGGGUUAGUGGACCGGUUCUGCCAUUCUAGGCAGGGCCGGGUUCGCUGUAGCAGAAGAACUGAGCCACAACAACAAUACUUUACCGGCAAUGUUUACAAUGUUGUUUACAAUGUUUACAGUCUUUACAAUGUUCACAAAGACCAGGAAUGUUUACGCUACACAAUAUCACAGUACUGUAUGUAUAACUGCGUACUCUCUGGUACUAACAGGUAUAACUGUGUACUCUCUGGUACUAACAGGUAUAACUGCGUACUCUCUGGUACUAUCAGGUAUAACUGUGUACUCUCUGGUACUAACAGGUAUAACUGCGUACUCUCUGGUACUAACAGGUAUAACUGUGUACUCUCUGGUACUAACAGGUAUAACUGUGUACUAUGUAGUACUAGAUUCAUAUCUGCUGUGCAGACGUUCUCCUCUAGGAGUGUUUUAAUGGAUAAUAAAUGUGACGUGUGUAUAUAUUUCA